AGUUUCAAAAAGUCAUAUAACCUGAGGACACACCAACUCAUCCACAGUGGGCACAAACCACACACCUGUGACCAGUGUGGGAAAUCUUUCAAUCAUAUGUCUAAUCUAAGGACACACCAACGCACCCACAGUGGAGAAAAAGAAUACAUCUGUGAGCAGUGUGGGAAAUCUUUCAGCCAGUCACAUAGUUUAAGGACACACAAACUCAUCCACAGUGGAGAAAAACCACAUGCCUGUGAGCAGUGUGGGAGAUCUUUCAGCCAGUCACAUAGUUUAAGGACACACAAACUCAUCCACAGUGGAGAAAAACCACAUGCCUGUGAGCAGUGUGGGAGAUCUUUUAGGCAGUCAAAUAGCCUCAGGACACACCAGCUCAACCACAGAGAAGAUAAACUCUACAUCUGUGAGCAAUAUGGGAAAUCUUUCAAUCACUUAUCUGGCCUAAAGAAACAUCACUUCGUGCAUAGUGGAAAGAAACCAUACCCCUGUAACCAGUGUGGAAGAGCUUUCAGCCAGUCUUAUCAUCUAAAGACACAUCAACUCAUCCACAGAGGACACAAACUGUAUACCUGUGACAAAUGUAUGAAAUCUUUCAAUCAUUUAUCUAACCUCAGGGCACACCAACACACCCACAGUGGAGAGAAACCGUACAUCUGUGACCAGUGUGGAAGAGCUUUCAGCCAGAUAUCAACCUUGAAAAAACACCAACAUGUACACAGUAAAAAUAAAAGUUACACCUGUGAAGAAUGUCAGAGUUUCAGUCGCAGGAAUUGGUACUUAAGGCACAAACUGAUCCAUAUGGGUGACAAACCAUAAUGGUCAACUUGGUUAAGCAUAGAUGUCAUUGUCCUGUACAGACCCUGAGGCAAAUCAGGUAGAUGUUUAUCCUCAGAAUCCAUGGCAUGAAAUGGAUGAAUGUCCCAUGACUC
Thalassophryne amazonica is the source of this 929-nucleotide messenger RNA. RefSeq names its product zinc finger protein 492-like. The transcript has a single exon. Lineage: Eukaryota; Metazoa; Chordata; Actinopteri; Batrachoidiformes; Batrachoididae. The record is from RefSeq and is a predicted model, not a curated record. The coding region runs from base 97 to 816 and encodes 239 amino acids.